AUGACAACAACAACAACACCAAGAAGCAUUUCAUCAACUUCUACUUUCCUUUUCUCUCUUUUCCUUGUAACAUAUUUCUUCUCCUCCUACCCAAAUGAGCCCGGCCCGUCCUCAGCCCUACGGACCACCGUCCUCACCGUCGUAGGGCUGUCCAUAGUGUCAAUAUGCUUGGUCGUGGUGGCGCGUACCACCAUGGUUGCUUGGAUUACUGUCCUUGUGGUGUUGGCAUUUUCCGGGACACGGCGGCGUGUUUUGGUUCAUGAUGGGAGGAAGAUUACUGUUGAUGUUGCAAUGAACUUGAUUAAAGUCAUGUUUAAGGAAAGACAGUUUCUUACUGUUGUUUGUGCUGCUGUUGUAAGUCUUUUGGCCAUGGCUCAAGUAACAAGAGUCUAG
Molecule: messenger RNA, 393 nt
Organism: Spinacia oleracea (spinach)
Lineage: Eukaryota; Viridiplantae; Streptophyta; Magnoliopsida; Caryophyllales; Amaranthaceae
Exons: 1
Coding region: 1-393 (130 amino acids)
Source: RefSeq, a predicted model, not a curated record